AUGGCGGGAACAUGGCCGCGAUAUUAGAACUCCUCUUAAAUAGAGAACUUACCUGGCGCUGUAGUUUUCUGGUUGAAGAACCGAACGAACCUUAAAAAUGUUCCAGACCAGUUGAAGGAUUAUUCAAAGCUUGACCAAGAAUUUGUGCCAUUUUUCUUGAAUUAUCUUCGUGAUCAAACUCUCCACCUCCUUCAAUCAAACCGCUCUGCUAAUCCAUCACCAGCCAAAACUCCCUCAGCUCAAAAACUGAAAAAGGCUGUCCACUUACGAAAGGAAGAUGGAGGUAAAAGAGUGCAAUUGUUUGGAUCAAGCCCUGGUGAUGGUUUAGAGGAUAUUCGUGAUACUUCAGUAUCUGUCUUUUCUCCUAAUGUUUCUGUUGACUCACCUGGAGUUUGGAAAAAUUCCAACACGCCAUCAUCAGCUGAGAGAUCUGGGCGUGGCAGAGGAAAUAGAACCCCUGGUAAUAGAGACCAGCGACAUUCACCACAUCGUGGCAGCAGGCAGCUAAAUGCAACACCAGAUAGUCAUGGACAACGAGCCAAACAACGAUUCAGUCUGGGAGAAUUUAUUGUCUCACCAGAUGUUGACGUCAAUCAAAAUUCUAGGAAGAACUCUCCUUACUCCGCUGGACGGAAGGACCACUCUAUUGACAACUCACCUUCUCCUUUGUUGAUCAACAGCGGGAAGCGAUCCAGUGGAAAAAAACGUCACUCUGCUAAUAGAACAGACUUGACAAAACUAUCUCCAGCACCAGUGUUCAGUCUAAACAGUAUAAAUGACUUCCCACCAAUGGGAGGGGACUUUGAAGGUUCCACCAGAAAACAAGACCAGAGGGAAGAUUCAGUACUGUGUACACCCUAUAUGAAAAAUUCACCCAACUUUGAUGCAACACCAAGAGGUAACACAAAGCCAACUGUGAUAACAAAAUCUCGUAGAAUAAAUUUUACCACUUUAUCUGAAGAGAGCACUGACUCAACCCAGGUGCCCUCUCGUCGCAUCAAACCCACCCCAAUACAGGGAAGCAAGGCAUGGCACCAGAACAAGAUUUUCCUGGACUCUUCACAAAACACAUCUGUGACCCACACUCUUGCUGAUGAAUCUAAAGGAGGGACAGACAGCAGAGGGUCCCUGACAGAGGAACGUGAACUGUUAAGACAAGAAAAAGCCAAGAGACUCCAGCAAGGCGAGCUAACUAGACUGUCGGGAUCCACAGGUGGUCCAAUGACACCUUCCAAGUUUUUGGAGCGAUCAAAUUCUGUCCUGGAGAUUACUGUUGCUGACCCUUCGUCUGUAACUUACCAAGACAAACUGGAUGUCCUGGCAGAGCUGUAUUCCUGCUGUCUAAAAGAAAACCUGCUGCCUAACCUUUCUGUGGAGAUUUACUUUCUUGUGCAGUUGAUGACAUCCCGCAGUGCUGACCUGGAGCUGGUCUCCAGUAUAAGUGGGCUUGAUGUAAUUGACACCAAUUUUUUCUGCUCUGUUCACAAUGCUGUCUACUUUGCGGUCAGAGUAUUGGAGUCACAAGUGAGUUUUCUGAAAUGUUUAGAUCGUUGUACUCUGCGACUCUUGUCAGAAAACCAGCGAAUAGCGAGCUUCUCUGCAACGCUAGUGGACUGGCUGGUCCUGGAACAUGAUCUAGGCCCAAAGGCUCUUCCUGCAUUUCCCAAGUCUCCAAUAGGAGGUGUAUCAUUCCAAGCAGAAACGGACAACCGUAAAAACUUCCCUAAUGAUGGAAGCUUUCACCUCUUUAAGAAACAACGGGACACAUUUUAUGAGCUAUUGAGAGAAUGGGAAGCUAAUCACAUGAGUUCUGGAUGGUCUGUAGCUGCCUUCCUUGGGGACAAGAUACGAGCCCUCGUAAACUACAAAACUGAGCUUGCUAACCAUGUCCACUUUGCACGACUGUUCCAGUCACAGCUUAUUACGAUGUGUAAGGGAGAUGGAAGUUUGAAGCCUGAUGGGGAAGAUGAGGAUGAUGCUCUCCUUAAUCAACUGAAAAGGACAAAUCCAGAGAAAUUUAAAAGGUUACAGGAGCGGUUCAUCAUGCCCUUGAGUGUUGGGGGACCCUGUCCUGCUCCAUCCUUCCCAGGCUGUCAAGAGUUCUUCCGUGAUUUCAUUAUGGCUGCCAGUAGUCCAGUUUUCAAUCAACACCUCACAGAUACAUUCUCAGCCAAAGUCCUAGAGUUAAACAGUGUAUCUAUUGCAUCUCAAGAGGAGACUCAGACUGAUCAGGAGGGUUCUGAGGAUGAAGAGAAGGACCAAUUUGUGUCGUGUUUGAUGACAGUCCGACUAGUGGCCAAAUUCCUGGGAUUUGUAUAUUUUCUACCAUAUCAGACUGGAUCAAGAAUCUCUGACGAGCUAAGUGCAAUGUACAUCUCUCUUCGAAGACAUUCAAUGCAAAUUGACCUUACCAGGUGUCUGAAGACAGCAUUUCUUCUUGGACGACUGACCUUGACUGUUCCAUGGGUGGUGGAAUUUUUGAGUAUGAUGGAUCAGAUAGCACCCAACCUGGAACCAAUACAGUUAGCACUGUUUGUCUUACUCUACCUACACCAGCAGACCUGGGAUUAUAAAGACUUUUCCAAUUCCUGUUAUGCAAAUCUGUUAGUGGUAACCACUAUCAGCUGGCUGUUUGAGAAUGCUGUGAUACCAGAAGGAUUUUAUUUCUCUGAGAUCCCUGAUGACAUUGCCUGUAUGAGUUCCUUACCAGAUCAACAGAAAGGCGUUUCCUUGGAUAAAAUGGGAUUUGUGGACCAGAAGUUAUAUUACACCUGUUGCCCAUAUAUGGGAGAGAUACGAACCCUACUUGUCGAGUUUUCUGUGGGUAGCAGCAGUAAAAAUUCAACGAUUAGAAAGAUCACACCCAUAUCUGCCGAUGACCGCUCUCAGCCAUCCCUAACAGAGAGACAAACACAGCUCCACCUUGAGGAGAACUUUUUCCACAACCAUCCAGCAUCAUUGAGAAGGACAGUGGACUUUGUGGCUGACAGAACAGCCUCUAACUACAUAAAAAGGUUUCGGUCAACUCUACUGUCCACCUCCAUCAAAAGGGGUAAAACUCGGCUGUCUGAUCACAUUGAAACCCAGGCAAACUCGUCUCCAACUGCCAAGGCCAAAGACAAAUUACAAUCCAUAUUACUGAAGAUUUCCCAAGAUUGUGUGCAGCAAGUGAAGGCCAUAUCUGCCAUAGAAGUUGAAAGUUAUUGUGAGAAAAAGAUAGAUGCUGCCCUCACGUUACUUCUACCAGAUGAUCAGUCCCGUGCUGUCGUCAACACUGCCACAAAGAUCUGUCUCCGUAUCACCAUGGAAAAGGUCCAGCUGUGGAUGACAAAACACAUCACCACAGCUAUGUACCAAAGUGAGCUACAGACAGAAUUGGAGCGGAUCCUCAAAGUCUGCCUGUUGACACAACAGAAGCAGAACGAGGUUACGGAGACUGGUCACCCUGGCAAUACUGUAGUCCUAGAAACAGAGGGAUGUAUGGAUGUUUUGGCUAAGGAACAUGAUGAGAGUGUCCCAAGUCCUUCUGAUGUUCUUAUAGAAAUAAAGCAAGUAGUAAGAGACGUUGCCUUUGGACAUGUGAUGCCUGGGGAGGAAAAAAUAAAUUCUGUGAUAUCCCAAGUACAAGCUGUGAUGAAGAAGAGACAGGAUGUUCUUCAUGGCGUGUAUGUUGCUUAUGGACAACUGGUCAUGGACCUGUGUCAGGCCUUAGUGCAGCGUUGUCCAGACCAGUGGUCAAACAACAAGCUGGAAGUGUUCCAUAUCCUGUGGAGAACAGAUCUAGAGAAGUACACACCACUGCAAGGUUUUCUCUGUCCGCGAGUCGUUUUCCAGAUGAACAGAUGCAAUAAUCCACAGUUGACAUGGACAGUAUACAGCCAUGUGUUGAUUCAUUUAUUACAUCAGGGCCUGCUGUCUUGUGAACAGCUUUGUAAGAUGUGUCGGAAUACUUUGCAGGCCAUACAGGAUGAUGUGUCACAUCUUGGCUGGUGUAUAUGUGAGGUGGUAGAUCACAUCCGUCUCCAAGGACUCUGUGUGUCCCAUUUUAUAGAUAUAUUGGAUUGGUUGUUCCAGCUAGCCAGCAUCAAUUCUUCACUAGCCAAGCGCAUCACAAGAACAAUAAACCAGGCACGUCCAGAGGAAGUUGUAUACCAAAAACUUCCUGAUAUACCACUGGAGUGUCUAGGACGAUCUGUAGCCUCUUGCACAGAUUUAGAUUUGCCCAUAGAGUGUCAGAAACAGCUUAUAGUCCAGUCAACACCAAGUGUACCUUCAAAUUUUUCAGGCCAGCCAAUAACUCGCAGUGAUUUCAGUAUACCUUCAGAGAGACCAGAUUGUCCAGACCAGACAAUAGCUCACAGAGAUUUAAGUGUACCUUCAGAAAGACCAGAUUGUCUGGGUAAGCCAAUAGCCCACAGAGAUUUAAGUGUACCUUCAGAGAGACCAGAUUGUCUGGGUCAGCCAAUAGCCCACAGAGAUUUAAUUGUAACUUCAGAGUGUCAAGAAUUGCUUGUUGUCCACCUAGAUCCAUUUAUAGCAGAGCCUAUAUCCCACACAGAUACAAAAAUUCUUUGCACAUUGUAUGGAGAAACUUUUCAACAGCCUGCUGCCAACAUUGUUCAGAAAAAUGAUAUAAAUCAAAACGAUGCAAAUGAGCUAAACAUUACUAAUAGGACAGAAGAAAUCAACCUAGCUGAUCAUUACAGCUGCACAGAUAGCUCAGUAAGUUGAGAGUUGACAAGGGAUAAUUAGGACAGUUCAUUCUCUCAACUAGCUGCCUUAAAACUUUUUACGCACUUGAAAGAUCAGAUGUUCAGAAUAAUCUGUAAGCAGUAUGGUUUGAUUAGUUUUACCUCUACUUGAAACCAGCAUAGAUAACACCAACAAUCUAAUGCCAUGCUUCAAUCUCCAGCACCCAUGUUAACUUCCUGUCACAUGAGCAGAAGCAGAAAAAAUUGAUCUCCCAACACUUCGGAUUUACAAAAAAUAUUACACCUAAGUAUUGUGUAUAUAUUAGAAUAAAAAUUAAGCCUGAUUAAUCUUUGACCUGUUCACUUUUGAAUUGGCAAAAAUUGUUUUGAGAUUAUAUAACAAAAUCAUACCUGGGAGUAAACUUCUACAGUGUCCGAUGUACUGUAGAGUAUACAUUCAGGAAUAUAUCAUAUUAUUGUAAAAUAAGAAUGUUGGGAUUGUGUAAUAUAUUACAUUAAACCAGCUCUAAAUUGGUUCUUUGUUAUUGUGACUAUGUAUUA
Messenger RNA from Ylistrum balloti, 5252 nucleotides. Its product is annotated as codanin-1-like. Gene Ontology annotation, cellular component: nucleus. The record is from RefSeq and is a predicted model, not a curated record. Gene Ontology annotation, biological process: chromatin organization. NCBI's taxonomy places the organism in Eukaryota, Metazoa, Mollusca, Bivalvia, Pectinida, Pectinidae.